CUGUUAAGGAUGAGAGCUGUUUCUCUGCUGGUGCUGCUGUGCUGCAGUUUGUUGGAGGGACAGUCGGUCAGUGUGAACGACAUCACUCUGAGUCAAUAUGAAGGCAGAGAGAACCAGAUUCAGGCUGAGGAUCCCAGAAUUGAAACUCCAGCCACCACCUCCACCCAACAAAGCUGCCAGCCGGACAUCCACUCUGUACUGAGAGAGAUGAGCGCUGUGCUGGCAGAGCUGAAGGUGGAGCAGAGACACACGACGACUGCAGUGAGCAGCAUGGAGAGCAGACUGAGAGCCAGUGAGAGUCAAAUGGAGGAGCUGAGGAAGAAGGUUCAAGCUCAAGCAGUGAAUCAGAGUGACAUGGAAGCAAGAUUUGGGUCUGAACUGGAGGACCUGAAAAUGAAAAAUGAUGACUUGAAAAGCUCAUUCAACAAUCAAGUGGAGAGCCUGAAAAAGGAAAAUGAAGAGAGAAAAGUGGCGUUUUCAGCUGGACUCCGAGCAAGCGGAUCUGGUCAUACUGGACCGUAUGGCACUGACUUUCCUCUGGUCUACAAACACAUCUUCACCAACAUCGGCAAUGCUUAUAACCCAGCUACAGGAUUUUUCACUGCACCCAUCAGAGGAGUCUAUCAGUUCAGAUUCCACAUCCAUGGAGGGACCGGAAGAUUGGUAGCAGUGGACUUACAUAAAAAUGGACAUUACGUGGCUGGAACACAUGUUUAUCAAGAUAAACACAGCGUGAGUUCGUCUAAUGGAGUCACACUGUUGCUGCAGGCAGGAGACGUCGUCUCUCUUAAGCUCAGAGCUAAUUCGUGGGUAUAUGACAGUGGGGUUCACCAUAGCACAUUCAGCGGUCAAAUACUUUUCUCUGUUUGAGCUUUUCAGCAUCAAGUGGUUCAAGGAACAAAACUGCUGAAAACAAAUUGUUAUGUAAAUGAAACAGCACUUAUGCUUUAUUGUUCAUUUUCCUGAUUUUCUUCUUUGUUUUUCCAUCUGCUCUUUUAUCAUCAUUCUCAGUGGCUGGAAAAUGUUUGUUUUUAAAUCUUAAGUUUCCUCCUCACUGUAAUUAUAUAUAUCAUAUAUAUAUAUAUAUAUAUAUAUAUAUAUGCCCUUGAGCAAGACACCUAACCUCCCCAGGACCCCCUGCUCCCCAGGCACCAUGGAUAGGGCUGCCCACCACUCCUGGCAAGUGUGCACACUGACCCCUAGGGUGUGUGCAUUCAGUAGAGUGUAUGUGGUGUUUCACUGCAUGGAUGGGAAAAAAUGUGGAGCUGAAAUUUCCCUGUUGUGGGACUAAUAAAGGUCACUUAACUUAUUUAGAGCAGUGUACUGUGAUCUAGUUAUGACUAAACUAACUUUCACUAAACAAACAGUGGCCACAAGGUUAAGACUGGUUUCAUAUCCGUAUUUGUAAAUAAAAUUGUAAAUAAUAAAA
Molecule: messenger RNA, 1429 nt
Organism: Pygocentrus nattereri (red-bellied piranha)
Lineage: Eukaryota; Metazoa; Chordata; Actinopteri; Characiformes; Serrasalmidae
Product: multimerin-2-like
Exons: 6
Coding region: 10-870 (286 amino acids)
Molecular function (GO): protein binding
Source: RefSeq, a predicted model, not a curated record